Molecule: messenger RNA, 1026 nt
Organism: Cydia splendana
Lineage: Eukaryota; Metazoa; Arthropoda; Insecta; Lepidoptera; Tortricidae
Exons: 8
Coding region: 1-1026 (341 amino acids)
Source: RefSeq, a predicted model, not a curated record
AUGGCAAGUUUGCUCGACAAAGAUCCGGAAGUGCAGUCUGAUAGGUCACAGGACUCGCAGGAAGUCGUCUCAGCGUCGUCUGUGGGCACUCUAGCGACACAAGGCUUUUAUUCUGAAACGUCAACGGAAACGGCAACAAUAAGUGACAUAGAUACGAAUAAUGAUGGUAUAUCAGCGCCGUGUAGUCCAUCAGGGCAUGCGUCCAGUUUAUCCAGUGUGUCCAGCUGUAACGAGAACGCGAUAUCCGGAAAAAAUCCACGCGAGAUAUACAACAUACCUGGUUUGAAAUACAAUAACAAAUAUAGACCUGCCAAAGGAAAUCUGAUAGAUAGGUAUAAUAAUCAAAGGAGACUAUUAAAACGAGAAGGUGUUCUUGGCCGGAAAAGAAAACUUCAAAUUGAAAAUAAUGAUCAGGAACAUUCAGACAUUGAAGAAGACGAGGAAACCGUUAUAUGGCUUCAGUAUAAUAAAGAGCCGUUUCAUGAAGUAAAAGAUAAAUGGCUACAAACUAGAAAAUAUCGUAUACAAACAGAUUACAAAAACGCGACCAAAAAUUUGCAAGACAUAUUAAAAAAAUAUCCCUUGUUAAAGCAGGGUUUUGGCUUUCAGCUUAUUGAGUUGGACUUUGAAUACAGUCAUCCUAAAAGGGACAUCUCAUUGUUUGUGAAGUUUCCAGAGUUUUUAGAAAAAGCUAAUGCUGCUUUUAUUGGCGUGAAAGUAUUUCAAGAUUUGAAGAUCCUCUUCAACAACACAACAAAAGAAGACACGAAAGCAUUUAUUGCUUUGUCCUUACUUUGUGCGAAACUUGUCCCGACUGUCGGCAGAUCUGAUAAUAGAAGGAAAGAUAAAGACGAAAAGCGAUCAUCAAAGGAUUCGGCUGAACAAAGAAAAUAUAACAAACCGACCAUAUUAGAAUCACGUGACAGCUUGAUAUUGCACGUGAAGACUCAGAGUGACAUUCAGAAUUGCCUUGCAACACGUCGCGUCGGGAUAUCCGCCUUAAGAAAGGACUCACACCAGUGGUAA